ACUCUCUUUAUUAUAAUCUGAUUGGGCAAUUUAUACCCUUGUUAAGUGCAACUUCUUUGAGUCAUCUUCUUCCAAAGUAGCGCAUUCUCUGUAAAAGUUUGAUCAAACUACAAAAGCCUGCAAAUUCACCAAACAAAAGAGAAAGAAAAAGAAAAGAAAAAAAAAAAAAAAAAAAAAGUGAUCGAAAAGGGUACUCUUGGUUUCAGUUCUUCAGCUCACAUUCAACAAUGGCAGACCUCGAAAAAGAUCCAAAUUCAAUUAAACUCAAGUUCCUGAAGCUUGGUUAUCACUGCUCAAUAUCCAACGCCAUGUAUCUCUUGAUUCCGCUCCUCACCCUGUUUUUUGCUCAUCUUUCUGCAGAAGAUUUUGUUCAUUUCUUCAGCCACCUCAAGCUCAUCCACAUGCUGAUCAUUACAGUAGUAAUCCCUGCAACCAUUUACUUGAUGGGUCGUCCAAGAAAAGUUUACUUGUUGGAUUUUUCAUGUUACAAGCCCGACCCGACUCUAAUCUGCAGCAGAGAAACGUUCAUGAAAAGAUCAGAGCUCACCGGGAGUUUCUCUGAAGAAAGUUUGGCGUUUCAGAAGAAGAUCCUGGAGAGGUCAGGGUACGGCCAGAAGACAUAUGCCUCGAAAUCCCUGCUGGAUGUCCCGAGGAACAUGAGCAUUGAGGAAGCGAGAAAUGAGGCGGAGAUGGUGAUGUUUGGAGCCAUUGACGAGUUGCUGGCAAAAACAGGGGUGCAGUGUAAGGAUAUAGGGAUUCUUGUAGUGAACUGUAGCAUCUUCAAUCCAACCCCGUCCUUGUCUGCCAUGGUUGUCAACAGGUACAAGCUCAGAGGGAACAUUUUGAGCUAUAAUCUUGCUGGGAUGGGCUGCAGCGCUGGACUUAUUUCUGUAGACCUUGCCAAACGCCUCUUGCAGGUGCAACCGAACUCCUAUGCCCUAGUGGUGAGCAUGGAAAGCUUGACUCUGAAUUGGUAUUUUGGCAAUAACCGAUCAAUGCUCAUCACAAAUUGUCUCUUCCGCAUGGGUGGGGCGGCGAUCCUCUUAUCAAACCGAUCAACUGACCGCCGCCGAUCAAAGUACCAACUCAUUCACACCGUUCGCACGCAUAAGGGAGCAGACGACAACGCUUACAACUGCAUUUUACAAAAAGAUGACGGCGCCGACGCAGUCGGCAUUGCCCUCUCCAAAGACCUGGUAGCCGUGGCCGGCGAAGCCCUUAAAACCAACAUCACAACUCUGGGUCCGUCGGUGCUUCCCAUGUCCGAACAACUCCUCUUUCUGGCGAACUUGGUCGGAAGAAAGAUGUUGAAGAUGAAGAUAAAACAAUAUGUUCCGAAUUUCAAGCUGGCUUUCGAGCACUUCUGCAUACAUUCAGGUGGGAGGGCGGUGGUGGAGGUGGUCGGAAGGAACCUCGGACUCUCCGAGUGGCAUUUGGAGCCGUCGAGGAUGACUCUUUACAGGUUUGGGAAUACUUCCAGUAGUUCUGUCUGGUAUGAGCUGGCUUACAGUGAGGCUAUGGGCCGGGUCAAGAAAGGCGAUCGGGUAUGGCAAAUUGCAUUCGGGUCAGGAUUCAAGUGCAAUAGUGUUGUGUGGCGUGCAUUGCGAACCGUUGACCCGGCAAAGCAGAAGAACAAUAAUCCGUGGAUGGAUGAGAUUCACGAGUUUCCUGUUCAUGUGCCUGAAGUUUCACCUAUUGCUAUGUAAAUCUUAUUUCCCAAUUCCCAUGCAAUAUAUUAUCUUUUUAUUAUAUUUUUUUAUUUUCUAAAGUUGAUGUAACUUUUAAAAUUAUUAUUGAACUAGAGGGAUUUAGUUCAAUGGUAAUUUUAAAAUUCAUAUUAACUUUAGAAUAAUAUAAGGAUGAUAAAGAGAUAGUAUAUAUAUAUAUAUAUAUAUAUAUAUAUUGUAUU
Corylus avellana is the source of this 1909-nucleotide messenger RNA. Its product is annotated as 3-ketoacyl-CoA synthase 2. Lineage: Eukaryota; Viridiplantae; Streptophyta; Magnoliopsida; Fagales; Betulaceae. Gene Ontology annotation, cellular component: membrane. Gene Ontology annotation, molecular function: acyltransferase activity, transferring groups other than amino-acyl groups. The record is from RefSeq and is a predicted model, not a curated record. Gene Ontology annotation, biological process: fatty acid biosynthetic process.